UCCUCAUCCAAUCAGAUGACAGCUUAUGAUUUAUCAGUGUGUAUAGCCCCAAGUAUUCUUUGUCCACCUAAUACCUGCAGCUUGGAAUUGGAAGACAACUUCAUUAAAAAGGCUUCUCUUGUACAGUUUUUGAUUGAAAAUUGCCUCAAGAUAUUUGGAGAAGACAUCACUUCUCUCUUGGGAGAGAAUUCAAAGAGUUGUCAUAACAAUGAGAAGGCUGCAGAUUCAGUCCAGAACACCUUGAAAAGCACUUCUUUUAGAGACUCGGCCUUUUGCCAGCACAUUGGCACUUCCCAGUACAACCAGUACACAGCUCUACUGUCUGCAAAACCAGGACAGCUCUUUGGAGUUUCCCUUAUGGAUAUCUUUGAUAAGGACAUCAUGCCCUUACCAAUACUGGAUAUGCUUUCCUUUAUCAAUGAGAAAGGACCACUCACGGAAGGCAUAUUCAGAAAACCAGGUAGUAUAAAGUCAUGUGGAAUCCUAAAGAAGAAACUAAAUUCUGGAGACAGAGUGAGGCAUUACAGCAAAUCUGUUCUUGUGGUAGCAUUUGUUUUAAAGGAUUUUCUUGAAAAUAUCGAAGGAAGUUUACUUUCAUCGGACCUCUAUGAAAAAUGGCUUGGUGUUCUUGACGAAGUGACUCAGAAGGAAAAAAUAAAUGCUGCCCAGAGGCUUCUAACACAGCUGCCAAAAGCGAAUGUUGUUCUCUUGCGAUACCUUUUCGGUGUGUUAUACAACAUUGAGCAACAAUCCUCAUCCAAUCAGAUGACAGCUUAUGAUUUAUCAGUGUGUAUAGCCCCAAGCAUUCUUUGUCCACCUAAUACCUGCAGCUUGGAAUUGGAAGACAACUUCAUUAAAAAGGCUUCUCUUAUACAGUUUUUGAUUGAAAAUUGCCUCGGGAUAUUUGGAGAAGACAUCACUUCUCUCUUGGGAGAGAAUUCAAAGAGUUGUCAUAACAAUGAGAAGGCUGCAGAUUCUGUCCAGAACACCAAGGAAAGCAGUGCUUUCACAAACUCGUCCUUUGGCCACUGUGCUGGCACUUGGCAGAACAACCAGUGCACAGCUGCACCGUCUGAAAAAUCAGGACAGCUCUUUGGAGUUUCCCUCACGGAUAUAUUUCAUAAGGACAACUUCCCGUUCCCAAUACUGGAUUUUCUUGAAAAUAUCGAAGGAAGUUUACUUUCAUCGGAACUCUAUGAAAAAUGGCUUGAUGUUCUUGACGAAGUGACUGAGGAGGAGAAAAUAAAUGCAGCCCAGAGGCUUCUAGCUCAGCUGCCAAAUGUGAAUGUUGUUGUCUUGCGGUACCUUUUUGGAGUGUUAUACAGCAUUGAGCAAGAAUCCUCACCCAACCAGAUAACACCUUAUGAUUUAUCAGUGUGUAUAGCCCCAAGCAUUCUUUGUCCACCUAAUUCUGGCAGCUUGGAAUUGGAAGAGAACUUCGUAAAAAAGGCUUCUCUUAUACAGUUUUUGUAUGAAAAUUGCCUCGGGAUAUUUGGAGAAGACAUCACUUCUCUCUUGGGAGAGAAUUCAAAGAGUUGUCAUAACAAUGAGAAGGCUGCAGAUUCAGGCCAGAAGACCACUAAAAGAAGUCUUUUCAGAAGGUUAGCCUUUUGGUGCUGCGGUGGUACUUGCUGGAACAACAAGUGCACAGCUGAGCCUUCUGCAGAACCCAGAGAGCGCUUUGGAGUUCCCUCUCGCGGAUAUCUGUAGUAAUGACAACUUGCCCUUCCCAAUUCUGUGACAGAAAAACCACCUGUUGAAUCCAAGCCAGUGAGAGAGAGAGAGUGAUUUCCAAAAAGGCACAACUGCAGAAUGCUACCAAGUCCCCAUCUGGCAUGGGUCCAUCCACCUACAUGUCUACAGUUUACUAAGUCAUUGAAGACUGGAAUCUCCAUAAUGAUACUUGACACUUCCUUUUUCUUUAUUCUUCCCAUGAGUGAAAAAUGAACCCCUUCCACGAUCCAGCUAUUUCCAUUUAAAGGUUUUUCAUUGGUCCCAUAUAUUCAUAUUGAGGAAAUCUUCCCACAAAUUAUUUCCUCUAUCUUCAAUGCCUACCAUAUCUAUCAUAUUACAUAGUUUUGUAUUGUGUUGUGUUGUAUGUAUUUAUAUGAAUAAUAAUCAUUCCAUAACUCAGUAAGUUUGACAACCAUUUCCUUUGGUUAUGAUUCACAUAACACUUCAGUGGAGGCUCAUCUGAGCAGUUCUGGUCUCAGCUGAGGUCACCAGUGCACUUGCAGUUAGCCUCAAGCUCCUCUGGAGCUUACCUAGGUGUCUAUUGUUGCUGUCUCUCAAUUGGUCCCCAUGUCUUCAAUAAGGUAGCUUCUCCUCCUUUCAUAUGGUGGAGGAAGAGUUCCCAGAAGCAAGAGGGACUUUUCAAGAGUUAAUGUGGGAGAGGACUGUGCAAAGGACCACGCCAAAGGUGGUGGUUUAUAAGACGAGGAGGCAAUAUUUCUUGAGACAACACAUCAUAAAACUCACAGCAGCACCAGUACCACACAUAUCCUUUCCUUCACUGGCUUUUCAUCCUCAGUUCUCCACACCAGCAUUUCCUAAGGGGUAUUCCAAGCAUGGUAGGUAGAAUCUUUGAAAUACUAACUCAUUUUUUUACCUCAGGUGUUCCUUCCCUCAUCCUUCUUCCUGUCUUAAUCUGCUUACAAGGCAACUAAAUCACCUCCUCAGGGCAUAGAAGCAAGAGGAGAAUAUGAGGAAAAUGGAGUUCUUUGUUGCUUAUGAGUUUUACAGAUUUAGCUUUCUAAGAAAAAAAAUGAUUUGUGACAUAGAGUAGAAGAUUUACGUGGCAAUCUCAUGGGAAAAGCCCAAAACCACUAGGCAGGUACAUGGGAUAUCUGCACCAUUCCUGGAUGGAAACCAAAAGGAAGCAGAAAUUCCUCACAGAAUAGUGAGCUGACAUGUCUAAGAGAGAUGGGGCCCUCUACAUCCACGCAGAGUUUCUUAUACCUCAACAUGGAACAGAUCAGUUAGUAAAAGUAUCUCCAUCAGUCCCAGAAUAGUAUGGAAGAAAUAGAAAGCCACUGGGUCUGAAAGACAUGCCUCAGCAACAGGAGUACAGACCAAUUUCCCAGGACCAGAGAAUCAAACUAGACAUCAAGUGAGCUAUUUAGUACUACAGAACUGUACAUUUCUUACACAUGCCUGUGUAUAGACUGAGAGUGGUAUCAGUGCAUAUAGAAUAUAUGAUCCAUGCAUUGUUUUCCCUUUCCCAGAAAGGGUUCCCUUGUCAAAUAGGUUUGGGAAGUUCAUGCUUUCCUCUUGGAAGUCAAAUGUGCCAGUUUAUUCCACAUUUAGUUGACAUUAUUUGACCCUUUCGAAGUGACCCCAUUAAUUAAUGUUCCUUGGAAUAUUAAUAAACAUUUCUCUAAAUUUAUUUCUUAGGUCAUAGUUUAACAUUCCACUCCCUGCUUAGAAGCCAUCAAUGGAUUUCAAUAAAUCUUUGGUGUUUUCCUUUUUUUGUCCAAAAAAAAAAUCUCAUCUUUAAAAUCCUCCCCAAUGCAGCCUGCUCUAGUAAUUAGUAUUGUCUUCAUUCUUUCCCAGUGCAGAUCCUUUAGUUUAGCUGGGUCAGACAUAUCCUUGGUUCCUGAACACAGCACACUCACUUUUCUACUAUAAUUCUCACCUCUUCUUGGACUCUGCAUUGCCACACACUAUGUAGGCUAGCCAUUUGGGUUCUCCAAUCCCAGUAAUUUCACAAAGCCUUUCUGAUCUCAAUUUAAUUUUUUCUUUAUAAAAUAUGAGCACCUAACCCUACUAGACAGUGGCUCACAUGCUGCUUUGACCAUCAGGAAUUAUGCUGAUGUGUUCAUACGUUAUACAGAAAAUCCAAAUUCCUGAGGUAAACAACUGUAUCUUGUGUUAGUUUUAUAGUACUUUUAAAGCCUGGCUAAAUGUCUACUCAAAAAAAUGUACGAAUUAAUAUGUUCAAUUUUCUAAGAGUAUAGAGAUUUUAUAGAGACUGGUAGAAACUGCAAGUUUUAAAACAUGAGGUUGAACACAGCACAUGAAAUUUUAGGGGGCGACAAUAAGACAUAGGUUUGAGUAAUUGUUUUAGAUAUGACUUCACAGGCUGAGUCACAUGUUCUUGGAUAGACUAUUUUUAUUCAUUAUACAAACAACGUGAUAUUGGUGUGAUAUAUUUGGGAAUAAUUGCAUGUUUGUAUGAAAUUUAAAUAUCAACAAUCCAGAAUAAAAGGGGCAAAACACAUAGCUGGGUAAGGCAUCUGUGAGUUUUUAAACCAAGGAAGAUAUUGGAAAAAAAGGAAAGAAAGAAAUUGACAAGAAGAGGAGAUAGAAAUACAAGGAGGUAUAGAAAAGCUGAAACAACUAAUUUGUCAAUUGUGACUCAUAGAAGAGAUUUCUGACAUAGGGAAAUAGUUAAUAAAUGUUAGUUUUGCCCUCAGGAUACUCCAGCAUAAUAUCUCUGAGAACAGCAAUUCAUUUCUUAAUUUUGAAGAAAAGAUCCUGAGAACUCUGAUAAACUGUAAAAGGAUCUAACUGCAUAAUCUAGAAUGAGUGACAGGCAAUUAGGUGUUCCCCAUUGGCCUUUACCAUACCUGGGAGUAAGAUGUGUGUAAUCAUUAGUUAAUAUGCACUUAGUGAUACAGUUAAGGUUAAACAUGUCUAAAAGUAAAAUAAAGGUACUUAGAAUGACUAUCUUACUUUAUUCCAGAAAGAAAGUUACUCACAGGCUACCAGUAUAAGAAAACUAUUUCUCAAAAUUGGUGGAUCAAUUACCAUGAUGAAUCUCUCUCUCUCUCUCUCUCUCCCUCUCUCUCUCUAAUAACACUCAGUUUUUAUUCAUACGAGGAACAUGUAAGAAUUUGGUGAAUGGAAUAUAUACCAGUACAAGAAACCAGCUUUUUUUCAGAGAGCACUGAACAAUGCCUUUUAUAUUUUUCUGUAAUUCUUUCUAUGCUAGUCGAAUGGGCCAAUAAAUACUCUGAAGAUUUAUAGUGGA
Molecule: messenger RNA, 4972 nt
Organism: Canis lupus familiaris (dog)
Lineage: Eukaryota; Metazoa; Chordata; Mammalia; Carnivora; Canidae
Product: rho GTPase-activating protein 20-like
Exons: 13
Coding region: 16-1710 (564 amino acids)
Biological process (GO): signal transduction; regulation of Rho protein signal transduction
Molecular function (GO): GTPase activator activity
Source: RefSeq, a predicted model, not a curated record